Symbiodinium necroappetens is the source of this 705-nucleotide messenger RNA. The record is from the annotation of a GenBank genome assembly. Lineage: Eukaryota; Dinophyceae; Suessiales; Symbiodiniaceae.
UUACCAACAUCAGAGAUAGCGAUGGACUGCUGCUGCUUCCUGGGCUUGGCGCCUCGCGCUCGCGCGGCCCCAAGCAAGCGGCUCAGGCUUGUGCGUCAUGGAGAGAGUCAGUACAAUGUAUACUAUGCUGAACACCAUCGUGAUCCAGGCGACUUCUGGGAUGCUGCCCUCACACCGAAGGGCGAGGAACAAGCCAAGCUCCUUAGAUCUCGCUUUGAGAAGCUUCCCGAGAUGAUCGUCAGUUCGCCAUUGACCCGCGCGAUUCAGACAGCGCUGCUUGCUGUCCCGGACGGAACAGGACGACGGGUCGUGGCGAACCCUCUUUGCUCUGAGCAUCUGGAGGCCUCCUGCGACCUCGGAAGGCCAGCGUCGCAGCUCAGAUUCGCCUUUCCGCAGGUGGAUUUCGGGAACUUGCCCGACGUGUGGUGGUAUGUUCCAGAUGAUUGCAAGGCAGGCAUCACCCCUGAAGCUUCUCAGAAGCUCUUCGCCAAUGAUGGCCGCCGGGAGUCCCGGCCUGACUUCGAGCGCCGCGUCGACUCCUUUGUGGGCUGGCUCAUGCAGCAGCCUGGGAAGGAGAUCGCGAUCUUUGCCCACGCCGAUUUCUGCAACUGCCUCCUUCAGCGCUACUUCAGCUGGCGGGAGGAAAACUUUAAAGACUACUGGAUGAGCAACUGCGAGCUGCUGGAAGUCGAGCUCCGACAAGAG